AUGCGUCUCCUUCAUUCACAGACUUUGCAGUUCAAGGUGUUCAAUGGAGAACGGCUCCCAUCAUUUCUUAUCCUCUCGCAUACCUGGGGAGAUGAGGAGGUUAAUUACCAGGAUAUGGUCUUCGUGCAGCAAGAAGACAUCAUAGGGUCCGCAGGGUUCAGGAAGAUCCAGAAGACGGCUGAGGUUGCGAGAGAGCACCAUUACGAAUACUUCUGGGUGGACACCUGCUGCAUCGACAAGACUAACAGUGCUGAGCUACAAGAGGCUAUCAACUCAAUGUUCCUCUGGUACCAGAAGUCAGCGGUAUGCGUCGUCUAUCUUGAGGAUGUGGCAGCGGGCUUGAAUUGGAUGGACAACGAUUUAGGAGAGCUCCUCCCAAAGUCUAGAUGGACAACUAGGGGCUGGACGCUGCAGGAGCUCAUUGCACCCCGUAAUGUGCAUUUCUACGAUCAGUCCUGGGUAUACAUUACCCAGAAACACGCCGCGCCGUUCGAUGUGCACCGGGCAACAAAAAUACCGGAGUACGUCUUGUUGACCGGUGAUCUGUCGCGGGCAUCAGUCGCUCAAAAGAUGUCCUGGGCUGCAUAUCGUUCUACCGUAAGAAUCGAGGACAGGGCAUAUAGUCUCAUGGGGCUGUUUGGAGUCCAUGUACCGAUGUUAUAUGGCGAAGGCGAAAAUGCAUUCAUACGUCUACAGGAAGAAAUUUUGAGAACAACCGCGGAUGACUCAAUAUUCGCCUGGCAUGCCGAGGAGCGAGCAUAUGUACUGCUUUCACUUCCGCCGUAG
This is a messenger RNA of Trematosphaeria pertusa, 786 nucleotides long. Its product is annotated as HET-domain-containing protein. The record is from RefSeq and is a predicted model, not a curated record. NCBI's taxonomy places the organism in Eukaryota, Fungi, Ascomycota, Dothideomycetes, Pleosporales, Trematosphaeriaceae. The transcript has 3 exons. The coding region runs from base 1 to 786 and encodes 261 amino acids.